This is a messenger RNA of Caenorhabditis briggsae, 1998 nucleotides long. Gene Ontology annotation, cellular component: eukaryotic translation initiation factor 2B complex. The record is from RefSeq and is a predicted model, not a curated record. Lineage: Eukaryota; Metazoa; Nematoda; Chromadorea; Rhabditida; Rhabditidae. Bases 1 to 1998 code for a protein of 665 amino acids. The transcript is spliced from 9 exons. Gene Ontology annotation, molecular function: translation initiation factor activity; translation initiation factor binding; guanyl-nucleotide exchange factor activity.
AUGACACCACCAUCGUCGGCCUUUAAGAAAGGCGUCAAAAAAGAGGAGCCACCAUUGACGGCAGUGGUUAUUCUGGAUGCUUUUGAUCAAAGAUUUGCACCAAUUCAAGAAUCUUAUCCGUGCUUUGGAACAUUCCCGAUUUGCAAUGUGCCAGCCAUCAAUUUCGUUUUGUCGUGGUUGAUGCGGACGGAAGUGAAGAAUGUGAUGUUGGUUGUGAGCGGGCUCAAUGCCGAGCAUGCGGAAAAUGUCAAAAAAGAAUGGAAAUUGGCGUUCACCGAGUUUACUGUAGUUGCUUGUGACGCUGUGACAAGUGUUGGCGAUUGUAUGAGAGAGCUAGUCAAUCGGGAAUUGAUUACAGAUUUCCAUAGAAACUUUGAAAAAAUCUCAAAAAACCGCUCGAAAUGCCUGGAAAAUUCUAGAAGCGACUUCAUGUUGAUCUCCAACCCAACUGCCGUUAUCAACACAAACCUGGUUCCUCAAAUCCAAGAAUUUCGUAAACGACGGCGAGAGAAUGCGGAUAAUGUGAUGACACUGCUCUACAGUAAUCGAGAGAAUCCAGAACGUUCGCUAUUGGGAAUCAAUUGGGAAACGAAUAAGCUGAUGUUGUUCCCAGCGGCCAAUUCCCUAAAUCAAUUGAAAGCCGAAAAGUAUCAUUUCUAUGAAGGCGUGGAUAUUCGAAGGGAUUUGACAUCGACGGGAAUUGCUUUCUGUAGUCGACUGAUUGCGACACAAUUCAGUGAUAAUUUUGAUUUCACUGGAAUCGAUGAUGUCGUGAGAGAGAUUCUGUCCAAAGAUGAUAUUCUUGGAAUGAGUGUUCAUAUUGAAGUGUUGCCACCCAAGGAGAGAGCGUUUUAUGCAUAUGACUACGAAUCGCUGGUCCUCCUCAACACACUGAUGCUCGAAAGAUGGUUCUAUCCAUUGGUUCCAGAAAGAGCCGAUCCAACCCGCUUCUUCACAGCGAAUCCACGGAAUUUGUACUUGGAAGAGGAUGGAGACGAGAUUUGUUUGAAGGCGAAUACAUGGAUAUUGGGCGAUCAAUGUUUCAACGUCUCGUUGGGCACAAGAACCAAAAUCUCUCAUUUCGCUCAAAUUCGAAAUUCAUGCAUUGGCUCGCACACUGAAGUCUCCAAAAACACCCAAAUCCACCAAUCGAUAAUUGGCAAAAAUUGCCGAAUCGGAGAGAAUUGUCGAAUCGAAUCGGCAUUCAUUGGAGACGACGUGACGAUUCCAGACGGAACGCAUGUUCCAAAAGAGGCAAUUAUUGGGAAUGGCGUUGUUUUCCCCAAAAAAUUGGCUGAAAUUCCUGAAAUCACACUUCUCAACGCUGCUCUAAACGAGGAGAAAUUCGAAAAGCUGAGCUCAGAGGCUAGAGAAGGAUGCCACGUGGCGAAAUUCAAGCAUGGAGGACCGUUCUGGAGACGGGCGGUCGAUGGAAAAACGAUAUUUGGUGUGGAAGAAGAGCCGUCGGAUUCAGAAGGAAGCACGUCGGAUGACGAAGAUGAUGGAAUCGAUGAUAGCACUCGACAAUUCCACGACGAGGUGUUCGAAUCGAUGGAGAAGACGUUGGAGUCGAAUAAUCAGCAGAUGCGGAAUCUGAUUUUGGAGAUUAAUUCGUCGAAAUUGGCAUGCAAUGUGACGGUGGACGAUGUGGCGAAGAAUGUGUUCGCUGCGUUCUUGGAAUUGCCGAAUAACGAGGAAUUGAAAGGAACACAGGAGUUGAUUGUGUCGUGGAGAGACUUGUUUGGCAACUACUACAGAACGAAACGAUGCCAAAUCCAUCUUCUGCUCGCCGUCGAGGAUCGCUACAACGCCGUCGAAGGAUUCAGACAACGCGUGCCGAAACUAGUCCAUUUCAUGUAUCAAAAUGAUAUUCUGGAGGAGGAGGGCAUUCUCGAGUGGGCGGAGUCUAUUGAAACGGCGACGUUGAAGAGUUCGAUGCAACAAAUUGUGGAUUGGUUGAAUCAGAGUGAAGAGGAGGAGAAUUCAGAUGAAGAAUAA